Messenger RNA from Rhipicephalus microplus (southern cattle tick), 2349 nucleotides. RefSeq lists its product as uncharacterized. The record is from RefSeq and is a predicted model, not a curated record. Lineage: Eukaryota; Metazoa; Arthropoda; Arachnida; Ixodida; Ixodidae.
ACAGGGGUGCGCCUCUUGCGUAGCGUUAUCAGCCGCCGCUCUGCUCGGAGCAGUAAAGGACAAAUAUCAGUCGGGCGAACGAGUGGAUACCUCUUGCCGCGCGUCAUAGGGAGCUCAGCUCAACCCGCCGUUGGUCGGCUAUCGGGGGUGCUCUGGGAGCCUACAGCGCCGGAGGAGCGAACGCCGCAACGGAUUCGAGUGAACGAGGCACGACACAGCAAGUGCGCGCAUGUAACGGCGACGCUGUGGGCACUUCAACGCGUUGCAGGGAAGCUACCUUAACUCGUGGACGCAAGCAGUACAAUUGUCGGUCAUCGUUUCCUGCCUUCGAAGGCUCACUGACCUAUGGUUUAUGGACACUCACUACCACGGCCAUACUUGAGACUUGGAACAUACGCUGAACAGCUUCAAUAACGCAAGAGGUUCGGCAAACUUCGUUUCUCGUGAUGCAUGAAUUACCCUGAGCUCGAAAAAUCACGGAAGUUCAAAAGAGCGAAAAAAAAAAAGCCGCAUUUUGCACAAAAACAUGGUCGAAGAAGAAAUGGCUCACUUUGACUUCCAGGAUGCUGAUACCGAGGAGUUUUUCCGUAAAGGUUUGCAAGAUAUGUACGAAGAUUGGGAUGCAGCUCGACUCACCAACGCUUUGAUGCAAUAUGGCAGCUAUCUCAUAUAUCGAGAGGAAUUUUCAAAUAGGGAUGCGGCUAUGCUCCGACGACUUUUCAGUGCACGACCGCCAGUCAGGAUUCUUUAUAUAUCCGAAAUCUCGCACGGCGCGUUCCGGACUGCUUUCGACGGCCAGGGGGAAUGUCCAUCACUGAGAAAAAUUCAUUUUGAUCGCAUUGAUUGCGAAGGUCAGGAUUUGGGCAUCGAUCGUUGCGAAGUACUCAAAAACGUUCACUCGUUGGACUUGGGAAGCGUCAACGUGGGAAGAGGGUUCGCGCAGGAGGUUGCAAGCUACAUUCGACAGAACGAGUCCCUGGAGGAGCUGUGGCUCCACGUUUCUUGUAGCCCAGACCAAGACAUAGGACCUAUUAUCGAAUCUCUAAAGGUAAACACCACUCUCAGGGAGUUUGGACUGAACAACCUGGGAUACGUCGCCCAGAUUGCGUUUGGAACACAGAAAGCAUCGGCAAAACUGUCGGCCGAUGUCUUAAUGGGCUUCGCGGAGAUGCUGGCGUCCAACUCAACGCUGCAGCUGGUGGACGUCAGAGAUUCGUUCCCCAUCGAAAGAGACAUGGUGUCGUCAUUACUGGCGCAGGAAGAACACGCAGGCGUCUUCAAGAGGAUUUGUAUCGAGUGGCCCGAACAGCUGCUUCCGGAAUUGACUGAGCUUAUCCGAAACGAAGCAUGCUGUCCCAAGUUGCACGUCAUCGUCAGCAGCUUCGUCGAUGAAAGAGUGCUUCGGGAGUUCCUUGACGCCGUGGUCGCCUUCAACGGACUCCUGGAGCUCCACAUUUUCCCUAACCACGGGCAACAGUCACCAUUCGAGCGCAAACACAAUGUAGUAGCGCAACGUAUCGCUUCCCUGUUGCGGCGCACGACGACACUCCGCGAAAUCUCCUGCUACAUGCACGCGGAUCAGCGUCAUCUCAUAGCCAUCCUACAUGCCUUGAAGAGGAACACUUCCGUUACGAAGUUCGUAAUUGACGCUGUCGCGCUUACGGGUGAAUUGAUGAAGUCGCUGUCCGAGUUGCUGGCCGUGAACAAAACGCUCGUGUACGUGUGCAUCUUAUAUUCCAUCGGGAGUCUGCCCCGCGAGGUCGAAGACGUCCUGCAAGCUUUGAGGACGAACUACACUUUGACCACUCUCGAUUUUGGAAGUUUACUCCGAUCAUUACCCCCAGGUGCACGAAAUCAACGUGCUCCUACAGAGGAACGUUCUUCUAAAGAACAGGGCUGCCCAGUUCGUCACUACAGGAGCUGACAUCAACGACGAGGAAGGCGUGGAUGCUCUGAGAAAAGUGCAAGCAAGCUCUUGUCUCGUGGAGGAAGUGCAGGAGCUCACAGGCAAGACAUCGGAGCUGGCGUUACAAGAAAUACGGGCAGCUUUAGCUCGCUCGCCUAUGUGAAUGCGGCUACGACGAAGUAUGCUGUUCUAGUAAAAGCAUAUCGACCUUCGGCCAACCCGCAUUCACUGAAUUUUAUAUAUCUAAGUGGAACUAUAUCUUUUGUAGCUUUCUUCGUGUGCAGUGAUGACAAAUAAGAGUUAGCACAUAAUAUUUAUUUUGUAUGAAAGCUCCAUGCAAUGCCACUUUUCGCGCUCGUCUGGCGCAGUACUCCAAAUGCACGUGCGGAAUGGUUGUGCAAAAAAAAUUAUUACCGAGUGAAUAAAAUUGAUGCUUCACCAAG